AUGCCAAAGGAAAUGGGAUUAUAUGACACGCUCGGUCUUCCAGCUGAAUGUACAUUGGAACAGAUUAAGAAGGCGUACAAGAAAUUGGCUAUGAAGUAUCACCCCGACAAGAAUCCGGGCAACAAACAGGCCGAAGAGAAAUUCAAAGAAGUUGCUGAGGCGUAUUCCGUCUUAAGUGAUUCUAAAAAGAGAGAAGUCUAUGACAGAUAUGGUAAGAAAGGGUUAGAGGAAGGCGGUAUGUCUGGUUUCGACAUGAACGACAUCUUCUCACAAUUCUUUGGUGGUGGAGGAUUUGGGUUUGGUGGACGUCAGCGUUCUGGUCCGCGCAAGGGCCGUACUGUUCAAGUGCCACUGAAGUGCAAUUUAGAGGAUUUGUACAAUGGAAAGACCUUCAAGCGUAAAAUCACGCACGACGUCUUAUGUCCCAAAUGUAAAGGAAAAGGGACGAAGAGUGGGAAGGAGUUAAAGAAGUGUCAACGGUGUGGAGGCCAAGGAGCUGUCAUGAUGACUGAGCGCCGAGGAAAUUGUAUCAUGCAAAGUCAACAGAUCUGUCCCGAUUGUAAAGGGAAAGGGGAGCAAGUCGAUGACAAAGAUAAGUGUCCGAGUUGCCGAGGGUUAAGAGUUGUACAAGAAGAAAAGAUUUUAGAAAUAGUUGUCCAACCGGGGACACGAGAAAGAGAAGCUAUUGCAUUUGCUGGGGAAUCGGAUCAAGCCCCUGAUAUGGUCCCUGGAGAUGUCGUCUUUGUUAUCUUAACAAAUCCAAAUAGUAAAUUCACGAGAAUUGGAAACAAUUUGUUAGUAGAAAAGACUAUUGGACUGAAUGAGGCAUUGACUGGAUUACAUUUUGUUAUGAAACAUUUGGACGGAAGAGAAUUAUAUGUCGAAUCAAAGGACGUCAUUCAACCAAAUUCAUAUAUGAAAAUAGAGGGGGAAGGGUUCCCUAUUAAACAUCAAUCUACUCAUGGAGAUCUCUACAUCCACUUCACUGUCGUAUUGCCUACUAAAGAAAGUCUCGCACAAAAUGUCGAGAAAUUGAAGGAACUGUUGCCUAAAGGAGAAACUGCUCCGGCUGAGAAAGACACUUACACUAAAUGCACUUUAAUGAAAUCAACAGCACCACCUAGCGAUAACGGAUCAUCUUCUACUCGUGGAGGAUAUGACAAUGAUGACGACGAUGAUGACGGUCAACAAGGAGGCGCUCAGUGCCAGCAACAAUAA
This is a messenger RNA of Entamoeba invadens IP1, 1218 nucleotides long. RefSeq names its product chaperone protein DNAJ, putative. Lineage: Eukaryota; Evosea; Mastigamoebida; Endamoebidae. The transcript has a single exon. The record is from RefSeq and is a predicted model, not a curated record. The coding region runs from base 1 to 1218 and encodes 405 amino acids. Gene Ontology annotation, cellular component: cytosol; cytoplasm. Gene Ontology annotation, biological process: response to heat; protein refolding. Gene Ontology annotation, molecular function: Hsp70 protein binding; ATP binding.